AUGAAUUCGUUGGACGUGACGGAGUACAAGUCUUUGGAGCAGAGGCUGCAUCACGAAAUCCUUGCAUUUUUGAAAUAUGUCAAUCCUAUCCCUGAAGAAAAAGCUGCUCGCCAACAGGUUUAUGAGCUUGUAUGCAAAGUACUAAACCAGCGCUUCCAGGAAUGUCAAAUCCAUUUGUGCGGUAGCGUUGCACAGGAGCUGCCUCUGCUUGACAGACCCAGCGGAUUGGAAGAAAUGCACAUCUGA
This is a messenger RNA of Serpula lacrymans var. lacrymans S7.9, 246 nucleotides long. RefSeq lists its product as uncharacterized. The transcript has 3 exons. Lineage: Eukaryota; Fungi; Basidiomycota; Agaricomycetes; Boletales; Serpulaceae. The record is from RefSeq and is a predicted model, not a curated record. Bases 1 to 246 code for a protein of 81 amino acids.